Miniopterus natalensis is the source of this 6373-nucleotide messenger RNA. The record is from RefSeq and is a predicted model, not a curated record. Lineage: Eukaryota; Metazoa; Chordata; Mammalia; Chiroptera; Miniopteridae.
ACAACUGGGAAGAAAUUAUGUUAUAAAGGUUCUACGUUCCAUCGUGUGGUUAAAAACUUUAUGAUUCAGGGUGGGGACUUCAGUGAAGGUAGAGCUAAAAGUUAUGCUCCUAAUAACUCCAUCUAUCAGUUUCUAAAGUAAUCAUUAUUAUGUUUUAUUGUAAAUAUUGUCGCCUAACAGUAUAAUGUAAAUAUUAGGUGGUCAGUGAAUACUUGUUGGAUGAAUAAAUGUUGUAGACCAAGAAUGUAUGAAAAAGCAAAAUACUAAGACAUUUUAUUUUGUUUAUAUGCAAUUUGAAUAAUAUCAUUACUUGGUGAAUUACCGUAUGAUGAAUGCCAAAGUACUGUUUGGUUGUAUUUAUUCUAGAAUUUUAUUGGUGUGAUUGCUGUUUGAAAUAAAUGGGUUAUAGAGAUAAGUAUUUUAGUAGCAUUCAUUGUAAUCAGAUUGCACUUAUAUUUUAAAGAUGAGAUUUGUUAGAAUUUUGAUUAUUUUCAGUAAUUACAAGGUGUUAUCUCCUUCAGCAAAUUGAAACCAUUUAAAAUAAUUUAUAUGUACUAGUAUAUUUUUAAUUUUCAUUAUAGUUUAAUGUAGCUUGUUAUUUUCAGGUAAUGGAAAAGGUGGAGAAUCAAUUUAUGGUGGAUAUUUUAAAGAGAAUGUGGUCUUUUGCAAAAUGAAAAGGUAAGAGAACAAAGCUCAGUAACACAAACUCCAAUUCUGUUCCCUUGCACCCUUCCUAAUAAAUUUAUGGACAGUCUGGGUCAGGUUGUGUCUGGAUUUCAAUAUUGCUUGAAGACUUGAAAAAUUCUGUGUACUAUUUCAUACAUCUGUAUCUUCUUUCUUUUCCUGAUGGGUUAUUCCACAUCAGGGAAAAGAAUCUAGUUGUGUCUUUUUUUCCCCUAAACCAAGCAAUUUCUCUGAAUAAAAGUUGGUAUUUCUUCCUUUGCCCAAGGUUUGUAUAUUUUCUUUUGUCUACUAGAACUAUACGAUUGUGUAUUAUUCCUACAGCAGUAGCAUUUGCAUAAAUCUAACUAUUGCACUUGCCCCAAAAGCCUUAGAAAAGUCAGUUGCAGAGAUUUAUAAUGGGAUCCAUAUUACCAGGUGUUAAUACCAUGAUAGCUCCAGUGUUAUAAUAGUCUUUUAUAUUUCUUUUGGGGAAAAUGGAUUACUACUCUUUUUCAGAAGCCUGUUCCCAAGGUAAUCAUUUUUUAAAGUUUUCUAUGUUUCUGUUCGUUCUAAAGAAAGAUCUGUUUGUAUGAAUGUUGAAAGGAAAUUUAAAUCCUCAAGAUAUUUCUGCUGGAAUUAAAAUAAUCUCUUAAGUGAUUUUUAUGACAGAGCUUUUCCUUUGAACUAGUAAGAAGCAGCUCUUUGGCUGGUCCUGUUAGCCUGUAGCUUUGAAAAUAAUGCUGGUAGGCCACUUUUGUGUGUUUGUUCCCUGUGGCAAAUACUUGUGUAUUUUAAAAUUGUAUUUUGCCAUUUAAGUUGUUUUUACAGGAAUUUCUUCCAUAGAUAAUUUUGUGAUCCUAUUGAUUGGAAGGAAUCCACAUACUUAAUUUGAUUUAGGCAUGUCUCUACAACUUGAUUUGUUUGAUUUUUUGGUUUCUGCUCUCAUAGUCCAGCUUCAAUUCAGUUGAGUACUAAAUUUAACAUGCAGAAAUUAAGCACAUAAGAGGAUUAUUAAACUCCCAUGUAUAGUACAUUAGGCAGGAUAAUUUGGAGGAAAUGAGCUUUACUAAAUAAAUAGAUUUUUUUCCUAAAAUUUAUUAGUUUUCCCUGAAAGUUAUAGUUUAAAUGUUAUUUAGCCAAAGUAUGUUACUACUAAAAGUGACUGUUCUAAGGCUGUUUGUAUAAAGUAUUAAAAAUAUGUUCUCUUCCUCCCGGCUUUAAGUAGUAUUUUUUGGUCUUUUUAUGCUUUUGUUAUUUGAUUAGUCAAAACUUUUUUUCUAAAUAUUCAGUCAAGUAUCUGUACUGGCCAGAAGAGGAAUUUCAUCCUUUGCUUUCUGUUUAUUUCUGUGAACAUUACACUUUAAAAGUGGCUUAUACUGGAGACUGACGAAUUUGUGUUUUCUUCAAACAGAUGAAAACUUUAUUCUCAAACAUGACAGAGCGUUCCUUUUGUCAAUGGCAAAUCGAGGGAAACAUACCAAUGGUUCCCAGUUUUUCAUUACCACAAAGCCUGCUCCGCACCUGGAUGGGGUGCAUGUUGUGUUUGGACUAGUUAUUUCCGGUUUUGAAGUAAUCGAACAAAUUGAAAAUCUGAAAACUGAUGCUGCAAGCAGACCUUAUGCAGAUGUGCGAGUUAUUGACUGUGGGGUGCUUGCCACGAAAUCAACAAAAGAUGUUUUUGAGAAAAAAAGGAAGAAACCAACUCAUUCAGAAGACUCGGAUUCCUCUUCCAGCUCUUCUUCCUCUUCAGAGUCGUCCUCAGAAAGCGAGGCGGACCGUGAGAGGAGCAGGAGGAGGAAGCGCAAAAGGCGGCCAAGAGCCAAGCGUUCGAGAAAGAGGCGGAAGGCGGCGGGCAGUUCGGAGGAGCCACGGAAUAAACACGCGGGGAGCCCGAAAGGUCACUCUGAGAGAAGUGAUACCAAUGAGAAAAGGUCAGUCGACUCAAAUGCUAAAAGAGAAAAGCCUGUGGUCCGCCCAGAAGAGAUACCCCCAGUGCCUGAGAACCGAUUUUUAUUGAGAAGAGACAUGCCUCUUGUCGCGGUGGAGCCUGAACCGAAGAUUCCUGAUGCCACACCCAUUGUAAGUGAUCAGAAACCAUCUGUGUCAAAGUCUGGACGGAAGAUUAAAGGAAGGGGCACAAUCCGUUAUCACACACCUCCAAGGUCAAGGUCCUGUUCUGAAUCAGAUGAUGAUGACAGCAGUGAGACUCCUCCUCACUGGAAAGAGGAAAUGCAGAGACUGAGAGCAUACAGACCACCUAGUGGAGAAAAAUGGAGUAAAGGAGAUAAGUUGAGUGACCCCUGUUCAAGCCGAUGGGAUGAAAGAAGCUUGUCCCAAAGAUCAUGGUCUUAUAAUGGAUAUUAUUCAGACCUUAGUACAGCAAGACACUCUGAUGGUCACCAUAAAAAACGCAGAAAAGAGAAAAAGGUUAAGCAUAAAAAGAAAGCUAAAAAGCAGAAACAUUGCAGAAGACACAAACAGACUAAGAAGAGAAGGAUCAUUGUACCAUCUGACAUAGAAUCCUCAAAGUCCUCCUCCCGGCGAAUGAAACUCUCCUGUGAGAGAGAGAGGAGGUCUCGUUCUUCCUCGUUGUCCUCUCACUCGUCGAAGAGGGACUGGUCUAGGUCCGAUAAGGAUGACCAGAGCUCUUCCACCCAUUCCAGCAGAGACUCAGACAGAUCAAAAUCUCACUCACAGUCUUACUCUAGGGGAAGCUCAAGGUCAAGGACUCCAUCGAAGUCCUCAUCACAUUCUCGAAGUAGAUCAAAGUCCAGAUCUAGUUCCAAGUCAGGGCACCAACGGACAGCAUCAAAAUCCCCAAGAAGAACAGCCUCUCAGCUAAGUGAAAAUAAACCAGUUAAAACAGAGCCUUUAAGAGCAACAGUGCCACAAAAUGAAACCAUCGUGGUACAACCACCAGUGGUGGCGGAACAUAUUCCUGUAAUACCACUGAGUGACAGUCCCCCUCCUUCCAGGUGGAAGCCUGGACAGAAGCCCUGGAAGCCCUCUUAUGAGCGGAUUCAGGAAAUGAAAGCAAAAACAACUCAUUUGCUGCCCAUCCAAAGCACUUACUGUUUAGCAAAUAUUAAAGAGACUGGUAGUUCAUCAUCCUACCAUAAAAGAGAAAAAAAUUCAGAAAGCGAUCGGAGCGCUUAUUCAAAAUACAGUGAUAGAAGUUCAGAAAGUUCCCCAAGGUCAAGGAGCAGGUCCUCUAGGAGCAGAUCUUAUUCCAGAUCGUACACAAGGUCACGAAGUGUAGCUAGUUCACAUUCGAGGUCUCGGUCUCGGUCUCACUCAUCUAGAUCUCAUUCACGAAAUAAAUACAGUGAUCGUUCACAGUGUAGUAGGUCCUCUUCAUACUCUUCCGUUAGCAGUGAUGCUGGAAGACGAGCCAAGAGAAAACUUACAUCCAAUGGGAAAAAAAAUAGCACUUCAAAUAAAAGGCACAGCAGCAGCUCUGAAAAGGCACUUCGCAGUAAAUACGUCAAAGGCAGGGACAAGUCUUCGCGUCAGAGAAAGUAUAGCGAAAGCAGGUCAUCCUUAGAUGAUUCCUCAGACAGUGAACACUCUGGUGUUCAGGUGACACAGUCAGCCCAGGAAAAAGAGAAGCAAGUCCAGGUGGAAGUGAACAACAGACAAGAGAAAAACAGAGGUGGAGAGAAAUCCAAGCCUGAACAGGAAUGUCCUCGUUCAAAAAAAAGAACUUUGAAAGAGAAUCUUUCUGAUCACUUCAGAAACGGCAGUAAGCCCAAAAGGAAGAACUAUGCUGGGAGUAAAUGGGACUCUGAGUCCAAUUCUGAACGAGAUGUAACGAAAAACAGUAAAAAUAAUUCCCCGCCGUCUUCCGAUAAGGAGGAAGGUGAGGCCACCUCGGAUUCUGAGUCGGAGUUUAGUGAAAUUCACGUCAAAGCCAAACCCACAACAAAGUCUGCAAAUUCUUCACUGCCCGAUGGUGAUGGUGCUUGGAAGUCGAGCAAACGGCGCUCAUCAACCUCCGAUUCUGAGGGGUCCUGUUGCAUCUCAGAGAACCCCAGAGGAAAGCCGCGGAAGCACAAACACGGCUCAAAGGAAAGUCUUAAAAGGGAGCACACCAAAAAAGUGAAAGAGAAAAUGAAAGGGAAAAAAGACAAAAAGCACAAGGCCCCGAAACGAAAACAAGCAUUUCACUGGCAGCCUCCGCUGGAAUUUGGGGAAGAGGAGGAGGAGGAGACUAAUGAAAAGCAAGUGACUCAGGAGCCACUAGAGAAGAAACAAACCUCUGAAAACAGUGAAACCACAAAAGAAAAUACCCCCCAAACUGAGAAGCCCUGUGAGGACGGCAGCCUCUCAGAUAAACAGAAUACAGCAACGCUUUCAUCAGACGCUGAGCAGCCUGCUAAAGAUAGUAAACCCCACAGUUCCCUCACACCUUUAAAUACCGAGGACAAUGUCACCAGUUCUCCCGCAAAUGGUCAGCAUGUUGAAGAAAGUGCCCCAGGCGGAGUGGAGGUCAUGUUUCAAGCAGACGACAACAUGGAGAUUUGCACUCCUGAUAGGACUUCCCCAGCGAAGGUGGAGGGAGCGUCCCCUCUGGGAAAUUCAAGGCUUGACACCCCGGACACAGGCAUUGUUGUAAAGCAGGAAAUGCAGGCAGAGCAUCCUGAGGCCCAGGGGGGGAAACAGGAAAGCAGCGUGCCUGAGAGCCCCCUGGCGGGGGAGGUGGGGAAGCCCGACAGCAACUCGGGCUCCGGCUCUGCCAGUGCCCUGGAAAGCGCAGUGAGCUCAGGGGUGGCUGAAAGGGGCCAGGUCAGCCUCCUGGAUAAUAAAUGGAAGCCCCUGCCAGGGGUGGGGAACCUGGCAGCACCGCCGGCUACAUGCAGUGCUGUGGAAGUUAAGGCACUGACAGCUGUGCCUGAAAUGAAACCGCAAGGCUUGAGAAUAGAAAUUAAAAGCAAAAAUAAAGUUCGGCCUGGGUCUCUCUUUGAUGAAGUAAGAAAGACAGCACGUUUAAACCGGAGGCCAAGAAAUCAGGAGAGCUCAAGUGAAGAGCAGACGCCUAGUCGGGAUGGCGACAGCCAGUCCAGGAGUCCAAGUCGAUCUCGAAGCAAAUCUGAAACCAAAUCAAGACACAGAACAAGGUCUGUUUCCUACAGUCACUCAAGAAGUCGAUCGCGAAGUUCCUCGUCAUCUUAUCGAUCAAGAAGCUACUCUAGAAGUCGGAGCAGAGGGUGGUACAGCAGAGGCCGCACAAGAAGCCGGAGCAGUUCCUCCCGCAGUUACAAAAGUCAUAGGACGUCCAGCAGGAGCAGGUCCAGGAGCAGCUCGUACGAUCCCCACAGUCGGUCCAGGUCCUACACUUACGAUAGCUACUACAGCAGGAGCCGCAGUCGCAGCAGAAGCCAGAGGAGCGACAGUUACCACCGAGGCAGAAGCUACAACAGGCGGUCCAGGAGUUGUAGAUCUUAUGGCUCUGACAGUGAAAGUGACCGAAGUUACUCUCAUCACCGGAGUCCCAGUGAAAGCAGCAGAUAUAGUUGAAAAUGCCCCCUUUUUUGAUACGAAUUAUAUCUUAUUUGUAAAUAUCUGGUAACUUAAAAGUUUAAGAAACUUAAUGCCAGUUUGUUGUUCCAUUUCAAUAUUAGAGAUGAAUUUCAAAAAUAGACACUUCUUAAUUGUUACUUGUUCAUUUACUUGUGCGCAGAAUUUAAAAUACAGAUAUGUCUCCUAAAAA